AUCAGGUACUUUGAGAUCUGACCCCGCCCACCGUGUACGUGGAGCAAAGAAAUAACUCAUAUUCUGGUCGUUUUCUCUUCUGACGUUAGUCGUGCAAGGAUUUUGGAGAAUUAAGCACCGACCGGUGGUAUAUUAUUUAAUAAACUAUAUGGGAAAGCUGAUGUUAUCUUUAGAAGUCGAGUUUUCGACAUUCGCUUGACAGCCAAUGAUAGCUCUCCAGCUAACGCGUUAACUAGCUAACCAAUGUCGCUAGCAAGCUAACUAGGUAACCCAUAAAAAAACUGGUACAUUGACCAACUGCAUAAGCUAGAAAUGUAAAUAACUUUUGAAAUGAAAACUAGGUAGCAAGCAUUAUCAUUGUCUUGCAUUUACGAACACCGACGGUGGUUGUGUGUGACAAUUAGCUAGCUAGCUGAUUAACUAAACCAAUGGCUCCAAUGGGAAUCCGUCUAUCGCCACUUGGAGUGGCCGUGUUUUGCUUAUUGGGACUUGGCGUGAUCUACCACCUAUAUGCCGGAGUUAUAUCCAGCCGCAUAGCUGCUUUCACGUCGAAGAGAACAGUGAACCUCCGCGACCUGCUCGCACUGUCAGUGGAGGCUGCUGUCCAGGGCGGUCGGGAGGUGAAGAGGGUCAGAGAAGAGAACACGUUAGAAGAGAAGACCAAGGGGAAAACGAAGGAAGGGGCGAGUGAAAAGCUCACUCAGGGGGACUUAAACUCGCACAGAAAGAUGUAUUAUCUUAUCAAGAAUACUUAUCCAUAUGUACAGGUGAACUCUGAAGAGCAUGAUGAGACCGACAAUGAGCUGGGGGUGUGGAACAGAGACAUCCCCGCUGACAUCCUAAAAAUCGUGGAGGUGGGCAGGGAGGUGCCCGCUGACAGCAUCACCAUCUGGAUAGACCCCCUGGAUGCCACUCAGGAGUAUACAGAGAACCUGCUCAAGUAUGUCACGACCAUGGUGUGCGUGGCCGUCGACGGGAAACCUGUCAUAGGCGUGAUCCACAAACCUUUCACAGGAUACACAGCUUGGGCCUUGGUUGGUCACGGGUCUAACAUGAAGCCUCGCACCACCUACAACAUGAACCCCCCCAAUGUCAUCGUGUCCCGGUCGCACGCCGGGAAGGUGAAGGGUUUCAUCGAGGAGGCCUUCGGCAACACUACAGUUAUUCUCCCAGCAGGGGGUGCAGGCUAUAAGGUGCUGGCUCUGCUGGAUCCCCUUGAUGAGGACAUUGAGAAGGCUGACAUGUACAUCCACGUCACCUUCAUCAAGAAGUGGGACAUCUGCGCCGGCAAUGCUCUGCUCACGGCCCUGGGAGGUCACAUGACCACACUGAAGGGCGAGGAGAUAGACUACUCGGGGGCCGCGGGCAACACAGGGGGUCUGCUGGCCAGCGUCAAGGUGGACCACCAAGACCUGGUGGACAAACUGCCAGCAUGGAACUCUCCUGACAAACACUGAGAAACACACAUAUAUGCACAGGCACAUAGAUAUUUACACACACUCACUCCCAUAUGUGCAUGCACACACACGGAUGAUCAAAGACUAAUGGACAAGAUGACCAUAAGCCUUGAAGACCCAACUAACACAGACGAAAGGACAACACAAUCUGGGACGACAAUAAUGCAAUAUACAAAGCCCGCCAGUCUCCUUCAAACUCCUUUCACCCAUUUUUUAAUAAUCUUUGUAGAAAGAUCGAGAAUUCAGUGGUACUCCAAUGAUUUAAGGACUGAACUAUUAUAGAAAAUGCUAAUAAGUUGGAUAAGGAAAAGCAAUGUGUCCAACUACAGUGUAUUGCUAAGAGAUGAGUGCCUUUGAUUAGCAUGGAACCUUAGUCAAUGCCUAGUGCUGAAACGGACAAAUGUGUAGUAGCGCUCUGUAGUUGUAGUUAUUUUUGAUACCUGUAGGAUAUGAUUGUUGGUGAAGGUACAGGGAUGAAUCAACAGGAUUUUACUUCCUGUAUUUAAUGUAACAUAGAAACCAUUUUCAUUGUAGCAAAAUAACCUUCAUCCUGCGAAAACGAUUAUUCUGAUAGUUGCACUCUCCUACAUAAAUUACAAUAGACAGGUUAACCAUUUGAGGGGAUACAUUGUUUAACUAUAGCUUAAAACCUUACAUGAUAGGGGCGGGGGUUUGGCUGCUGCAAUGUGAAUCGAAUUUGAAGGUCGGAAUUGUAGUUUGAGUGGAUCUUUACUUAAAAAAAAAAAUUCUUUUUUUUUUUUCAAAGUAGUCCACAUGAUACGGUCCCAAAGUGUGUUUUGCAUCAUCAUCAUGAUGAUGUGGCAGGUGACAAUUUGCUUUUUGAAAGUCCUACAUCUUGAAAACUUAACUGCUGACAUGCAAAACAUUUUGGGAAUGUACAGUGGACUAAUGGAAAAAAAUACCAAAAUAUAGUUUGAGUGGAUUUUUCCUUUAAUACAUGGUACUUCCUUCAUAUUCACAUUAAUCUGAUUGUUCUGUAUGCAUGUGAAUGUACAGUUUACUUUUUUUUUAUGAAUAUCGUCUGAGUUCACUGUGUAUCGCAUUCUCCUUCCUCUCCACCUUUGGGAAAAGGCUAAACAGUGUGUUAAAUCCAUAUGUGGCUAAUAUAGUCGCUGCAUUUGUAAAUAGGAAAUCUGUACUCAACUAGAAACCAUGAUUUUGUAGUUAUGUUAAGUGGAAAUACUUAAAUUAUUAGCUAAACAUGCUAAUUUAGCAACAAUAUAUUGGAGAUCUUUGGUAAUGAUUAUUUAGAUUGUCCAUAUACAGUAGGGGUGUUCUGUUGCGAUUCAGAAUAGACCAUUCAUACAUGGAUAUCCCUUCACUAGCACUGUGAAUACUAGCUUUAUUGUCCAUCUGUGCUUUCUCAAAAGGACUAUUUUUGUGCUGUAUGAGCAUAUGUUGUGUGUCUGAACUGGAUGUGAUUGCUAAGCCUGUGCAAAUAGCUGUCAUGUAGCUGUAUCUCUCAAACUCCCCUCUGUUUUAAAUUAAAUGGUGGUGUGCAUGAAGUCAGUGACUGGAUUAUGACUACUUCAUACGUGAUCUAGAUUGUUUAAUUUCUGUUUGAUGUGUGGUGUUACUAAUACUACUACAUGCACUCAUGGUUAUGUUGCAUUGUUGAGAAUUACAGGUUCAAAGCUGUAAUUUAACCCUUUUCUAUAAGCACUGGUCAUGUUUUGAAAAGAGAAUGUAUCUUCGAAGGGAUUAUAGCAAAAUAAAGAUGCAGAAUGCUCAAACCAU
This is a messenger RNA of Coregonus clupeaformis (lake whitefish), 3215 nucleotides long. RefSeq names its product inositol monophosphatase 3. Gene Ontology annotation, molecular function: 3'-nucleotidase activity. Gene Ontology annotation, cellular component: endomembrane system. The transcript has 5 exons. Gene Ontology annotation, biological process: phosphatidylinositol phosphate biosynthetic process. The record is from RefSeq and is a predicted model, not a curated record. The coding region runs from base 429 to 1457 and encodes 342 amino acids. NCBI's taxonomy places the organism in Eukaryota, Metazoa, Chordata, Actinopteri, Salmoniformes, Salmonidae.